AGAUASCCUUUGCAUCUGAUGAAUCGAUGAUGCGUAAAGCAGAAGACGUGAGCAGAGGAGUCCGUAUCCUAGCAACAAGAUGUUGGGUUCUGCUGGCGCGCAGGCGAUCAGACCUGGUCCCGUGUUUUUCUUUGACCAGCCAACAAGGCGAAGUCGGAUUGAAGGCAACAUUUUACAUUUCAUGAUAAGAAGUGCGGGACCACAGCCGGAAGACGMACCACUGAGGUGUCAGCAAGAGGGGGRCCAAAAAGGUGGAAGUAACAAUUCAAGCAGCCAGAACCCCUCAGGUAUAGCCUGUGAGGAUGAAGAACGUGAGCCUUCAUCAUCAUCAUCUGUCAGCGCCGCGCCAAGGGAUCCGAUGGACGCCUACAGGCGAGCAGCCCCUCAUUUAUUAAACGACUUGGCUCGUCUACUUUCACAGCAUAAGUGGUCGGAGGAAGGCCGCGCCCCCCGCGGCGUUGUCAAUAUCCUGAAUUACUCCUGGCACGAUCUGACUGCAGGGGCGCCGCUCCGCUUGAGGAGGCCAGCGGCGAUGACAGAGAACCGGAGGAGGUCCAAAGAAUCCCCGAAGGCGCAGAAAACACCCCGGGGGGUGUCUGACGGCGCCGGGGAGGAAGCAGGAGAGAGGAACUCUGGCGUGGAGAGAAAUGCUGGUUCAUUUCUCACAAAAGAUACAGCGAAUCAGAGUGAAAGAAAGGAAAAGCGAAGUUCAAAAGGAGCCGUCAGGAUCUCCGUCUCGGUCUGGAGCUGUGAGGACGCAGGUGGGAUCRCUCAGCCAGAGCAGCACCGCUGUGACGAGCCUGAGAGCGCGAGAGUGAGCCGGUGGGUGGUGGAGCGACUGAGGGCGGCCCGGAACCCACAAAAUCUGCCUCCACCUGAGCAAGAUCCGAGUACAGCUCCUGUUGUCCAUCAUUAUGGUGAUGGAGGAGGUGAGUUUACUAAUGACAGAAGAAGAAGAAGAAGAACGAUGGCGGUUGCCCCUCUGGUUGACGUUUUGCCCCAGACACCAGAAGUGAAGCUGCAGAGUCCGGUCCAGAGGAAGCUGCACUACCAGAACAACGACGGCUCCUCGUUCAUUUACUACCCGUCCGGCUGCRUGGCGGUGUGCCAGAGUCRCUCCGRUCUGCCUCACGGAGGUYUCUACACCAACGUGUUCAGYGACGRCCAGCGUCCCGCCRUUCUUCUGACCAUCACGGCGUUUGGACACGGCGCAGUCACAGACGCUGUCAGCUCCACCAUCUCGGCCGUGUGGGAUCAGGCCGGAGGAUUCAGGUUCGACAAUUACGGAAACACAACGGAGGAGUGGAGCUGGCCGACAUAUCGCCCGCUGAGGAGAAAUAUUACRAUGCAGGUCUCAGAGGAGAUCUCAGUSAAGCUGCUCAGUGGGAAGUCUGGCCUCCUCAGCUUCAGAUGCGAAGAGGAGAGUGUUCACCUUCCUCUUCGUUUUGUCGCUAAUGAMAGCCAGAUGAAGAAAGUGCCCUGUUUGCAGACGGAGAACAAAUUCAGCUCAGGUGCUGCUCAGGAGCUUCGUCUGCUAAAGAAGCAAAAAAGUCCCGCUGGCGUCUCAGAGAACAAAAUGAGCCUGAGGAAAACACCUGUGGUCAGAGAGGAGGAGCAGCAGGUGAAGCCGUCUGCUCUGUGGAGACGACGAAGAAACGCCGUGCGGGAGCUGCAGAGGCUUCAGCAGAGAGUACGGGAUGCUGCGGAGGGCUGGCUGGAUUACUAUCGCGUUGCUGUCGGUAUCAAGUGUCCCAACGCGGAGCGACUGCCAGGGGCCCCGCUGCGGGCCCGGCCGAGACGAGCGCCGCAGUCGGCUGCCCUCCCCUCCCCGAACUCACCUGAACGCGCAGCGGCUGCGUCGCGGCGUGCCGGGAGAGGCAGGAGGGAUGAGCUCGGAGAGAGUCACGAAGGAUGCCACUCGGCAGAGGAACGUCAGGAUCGCCUCGUCCAGAUGCAGAGGAGACCUAAGGAAAGCAGAAAGGAGACUCCUGUCACACAGAUUGGACCCCUUCGAAUCCAUGGCAACAUCGAACCAGGGUCAGUGACUCUCUCUCGCAGCCUGGAGCCUGAAACUAGCUGUGGUCCUGCAGACAGGGGGCCUGCUGCUCCCUGCGUCCCUCUCGCAACGUGCCCCGCUCUGCUGAGAGCUGCCCUGCGGGGGGAGGAGCGGYGGAGGAGGAGGAGGAGGUGCUGCUGCAGUGCAACACUGAUGCCAGUGGUCACCGACCUGGAGUACGAUGCUUUCAUUAUGGGCCAACCUCUCGACAGCAAACAGAUACUGGUGAUGUGUGUCACCGCACCUCAGCAGCCGGUUAACACACACACAGCAGGCAGGUGGGAUGAUUUGGAGGAUCUCUACAGGAGGAGGAACGAGCAGAGGACCAUGCCAUGCACCCAGUGCCAGAUGGACUCUUUUCGCCUGGUGAGGUACGAGAUGUCAGACGGGAUGGCGGGCUUGGUGGAGGGAAACAAAAAGGAAGUUCACUAA
This is a messenger RNA of Poecilia reticulata (guppy), 2488 nucleotides long. The record is from RefSeq and is a predicted model, not a curated record. Lineage: Eukaryota; Metazoa; Chordata; Actinopteri; Cyprinodontiformes; Poeciliidae.